AUGGAGCCCACAACCGAAGACACCUUCGACCCAGACCCCGUCGUCGCUUACUACGACGUCUUCUUCAACCCCUCCCUCCCCCAGGGCCGCAAGCUCUGGGUCCUCCAGCAACCCAACCGCACCGACCCGCGCACCACCGCCCCGACCGAGAUGCGCCUCAAGGGCCACUCCGGCAUGGUCGAGGUCGACGUGCCCCUCGACUACACCCAGUCCUACGACAAGGAAAAGGGCAUGAAGUGGGGUCGCCAGCUGAAAGCCAGCCUCGAGUCCAAGAACGGCGGCACACACGGCCUGUCUGGCGGCUUCGGCGUCGGCGCGCCGCCGCCCAGGCAGAAGAGGCGCGGCGAUGCCGAUUUGGAGGAUGAUUUGUACCUCGAGUGGCCCGAGGCGGUGCGCCAGGACAAGGUCCUCCGUACGCAGACGCUCGGCGGUCAGUGUCCUGACCAUAAGGAGGUUCAGUACAUGAUUGGCGUCUUCCAAGGAAAGGACCUCCACCUCACCCCCGUGACGAACCUCGUCCACCUCCGCCCCCAACUCCACCACGUCGACGCCGUAGCCCAACAAGAGCGCAACGCCUCCGCCGCAGCAGCCAAGGAAUCCGCCGCGGCAGCAGGCGGCCCCGGAGGAUUAGGAGCAGGCGGUCCCGGUCCCCAAUCGGCCGCCGCGCGCGCGAUCCACAUGACCAUCAAGACGACCCAGGACGGCGCCACCGCAAAGAGCGAAACCAUGGCCGACCGCCUCCGCUCCGUGCAGAUGGAGAACUGGCGCAAGCUAAAGUACACGGACGAGGACAACGAGGCCGCCUGGGAGAUUUACCAGGAGAGUCUCAUCAUGCGCGCGCCCGGAGAGAAGCCGGCGCCCAUGGCCGACGAGGAGGACGAGGACAAGAAGAAGAAGAAGGCCGCUAUUGAUGGGGCCGAGGAGGAGAAGCCCGUGGUGGAUUUGGCUGAAAAGGUUGCGAGGUUGGAGACCAAAUGGGGCGACGACGAGCUUUUAGAGGCUGUCAGUGGUAUCAAGAAGCCAAAGGUCCUGACAAAGGCGGAACUGGAGGCUGAGGCAGCGGCUGCUGCAGCUGCUCAAGAGAAGGCGCGCAAGGUGAAGCCCAAGGCCAGGGGUGCCAUGGGGCCGCGACGUGGAGGCAAAGCAAGAGCUGCGCCUGCGCCUGCGCAAGCAUCCUCAAGCAUGGAUCUCACAUAA
Molecule: messenger RNA, 1197 nt
Organism: Colletotrichum phormii
Lineage: Eukaryota; Fungi; Ascomycota; Sordariomycetes; Glomerellales; Glomerellaceae
Product: DNA-directed RNA polymerase III complex subunit Rpc37
Exons: 2
Coding region: 1-1197 (398 amino acids)
Biological process (GO): tRNA transcription by RNA polymerase III
Cellular component (GO): RNA polymerase III complex; nucleus
Source: RefSeq, a predicted model, not a curated record